CCGCUCCUCAUGCCGCCCAGCAGCAGCAGCCGGCGGCCACGUCGCUGCCCACCAUGCCGCUCUACAUGCGCGUGCUACAGCCGCUGGCAAAGCUGCCGGGCGCCGGACUGGCAGAGGCCAGAUUGGUGCAGACGAGCGACGAUGCUCCUGCGUACUGGACGACCGAGUUGGGCAAGCACCUGCUUCGCUACUCCUCGACCAACUUCAUGGACAUCACCUCCUUUCCCUCUCUCUCUCCUUCCUCCUGGCAGGCAGCCGAAGGCGACUCCCUCUCCGUCCUCUCCUCGGAGCCCAGCUUCCCCUCGAAGCCCUCGCACAGCAAGCAGCUCCAGGCCGUGUUUGCAAACGUCACCGAGGCAGGCCCACGCAAGAAUCUCGAGGGCUUCACGAGCUUCCGCAACCGAUACUACAAGAGCGAGACGGGCAAGCAGAGCCAGCAGUGGCUGUUGAAGCUCAUCAAGAGCGUGGUGGAGGAUGUCGACUACAUCAGCGUGCGCGAACACACGCAUUCCUGGGGACAGAACAGCAUCAUUCUGCGCGUCGCGGGCAGCCAGGCCGCUGCUGCCGCGCAGAAGAAGUCGCCCGAGGUCGCGGCCAUCCUCGGCGCGCAUCUCGACAGCACGCACAUGAUUCCCUUCUUCGCCGCGCCGGGCGCCGACGACGACGGCAGUGGUUCCGUGACGCUCAUCGAGGCGCUGCGUGCGCUGCUGAGCCAGGGCUGGCAGCCGGAGAGGAACGUCGAGUUUCACUGGUACAGCGCGGAGGAGGGUGGUCUGCUGGGCAGCCAGGAAGUGGCGCAGUCUUACGCCAGCAAGGGCGUGACCGUCGGAGCGAUGCUUCAGCAAGACAUGACGGCCUUUGUCAAGCCCGGCACGCAGCCGCGCGUCGGCAUGGUCGCGGACUUUGUCUCGGAGCCGCUGACGGCGUUUAUCCAGACGCUCGUGGAGGAGUACCUCGAGAUUCCGCCUGUGCCCACCAAGCUGGGCUACGCAGGUAGCGACCAUGCCAGCUGGACCAAGAUCGGCGUGCCGAGUGCCUUUGCCAUCGAGGCUACGUUUGAGGACUCGAACCUCAAGAACAUCCACACGGGCAACGACCGCAUGGACAUCGAGGGCUUCUCCUUUGAGCACCUCGUGCAGUUUGUGCGCCUCUCGUCGGCCUUUGCCGUCGAGCUGGGCGGCUGGGCCAAGUAAGAGUGAAAAAGUCGAGUGGGGGCGACGCGGCGAUGCCCCAACCGCGCCGCUUCGUCCCUGACGGCUUCCUCUCCUCUGCGGACUCUACUCCAUUUCGCUCUGCGCCUG
Molecule: messenger RNA, 1301 nt
Organism: Tilletiopsis washingtonensis
Lineage: Eukaryota; Fungi; Basidiomycota; Exobasidiomycetes; Entylomatales
Product: Zn-dependent exopeptidase
Exons: 8
Coding region: 54-1193 (379 amino acids)
Biological process (GO): proteolysis
Molecular function (GO): metalloexopeptidase activity
Source: RefSeq, a predicted model, not a curated record